UUUAGAACUCUAUUGUUUAUUUAUUUGUUAGUGCAAAUUCAGGUUUUAAGAGGAUCAAAUUCAAAGGCGGUGAAAAGAAAUAGAUUGAAGUCGAUGAUGAAACACUACCUGUGCUAUUAGGGUUUGGAUUGAAAUUGAAUUGAAGCAAACGGAUUGUUGAAAUUUCGAUAUUCGGAAAUUGGGGAAUCAAAAGCAAUGGGAGGCGAAGAUGUUGACAGGGAUAAGAGUAAGCAAUGGUUGUCUCCAAAUAGGGCUUAUAAAGAGAAAGAGGACGACCCCAAACUUUGGGGAAUUUUCCUCUUUGGCUUAAUUUGCGCCACUGCGACCACUUUCGCUUUAGCCAGGUCACAAUCAUCAUGGAAAGGAGGUUCUUUUCGAACAUCCUUUCAGGAGGAAGCAUGGAGAAGGUAUAAUCGUAGAAUGCAAGAAGAGUAUGAGGAAGAAAUGGAGAGAGUGGAGCGAAUAAGGCGCAUGCAAAGUGUGUUCAACAGGGAGAGAAACAAAUACAAAAGGAGCUAUGAGAGUUGGAAGGAAAAUGGUACUGGUGCUUAUCAUCAGCAUUUCCAGCGAGAUGAUUGGUAUUGGAAUGCAGACACAUCAUACAGAGAUCAAAGAACCAAUUACAGGCAAUCUCAAAGAGAUAGUGCAAGCUAUCCAUUAUCACAUCACUACUCAGUUUUAGGUCUUGACAGGUCCAGAACAGAACCAUAUACAGAAGAUGAGAUUAAGACGGCAUUCAGGACGAAGGCAAAACAAUUCCAUCCGGAUCAGAACCAGGAUAAUAAAGAAGUUGCAGAGGCUAAAUUUAAGGAGGUAAUGACCUCCUACGAGGCCAUAAAGCAAGAAAGGAAGAACAUGAAGGCAUAAAAACCUGAUCAAUCCUACAUAAAGUUGGGGAAGUGAAGAGCAAUAAUAGGGAUGUAGAAUAUAGAAAGCCCUACACUUCUCCAUGGUUAGAGAGUGGAAAUAGAUCAAAAUUUUCUUUCUGGAAUCAACUGAAUUUAUACUGACGUUGUAUAUCUAGGCUUUUAGUGGGAGAUGAAUAAUGAAAAUUUUUUUUUUCUGUGCAUGCAUAAUGCAAGGGGGUGGUAAUGUAUUUUUUAGGCAUGAUACCAUGCUUUGACAGCCCUCAUUCCAAUUUCUUGAAUGAUGUAGAGAAAAAUAAUGAUUUUGCUCGCUUCUAAUCUCUUGGUUUAUUACAAUUGGCCAUGCUUUUACAAUCUUAAUUCUAUGAACCAAGACAAUUUUUUUUUCUUUUUCCUCGAACCAAUAUUCUUCAAAUAACAUAUGGUUGAGGUAAUGAAAACUCCAAUUAGAGAUUUCCAUUUUAAAUAUAAGUUUGACGAUAGACGAGAAAAAACCCUCAAGGCUUCAAUGUUCGAUUCAAGAUUUUGUUUUCGUCUACAAGUAUUUAUUCCACCAUUU
This is a messenger RNA of Durio zibethinus, 1425 nucleotides long. RefSeq lists its product as uncharacterized. The record is from RefSeq and is a predicted model, not a curated record. Lineage: Eukaryota; Viridiplantae; Streptophyta; Magnoliopsida; Malvales; Malvaceae.